GUCUUCACUUCUUGUAAUUUUUCGAUGUGGGACUCCUCUUGCUUUGCUUAGAAUUGUGACUUGUAGUAAUGCUUCUUUGGUUAAAGUGAUGACCUCUCAAAGCAUGGUACGUGGAUGAUUUAGUCAAACUAGUUGCUCGGUACCAACAGUAGUCCAUAUUAAAAAGAAAUUUACAAAGAGGAUCAUAUCUAAGACUUUGGGUCAUAUCUAGGACAGUUUAAUAACGAAGAAGAAAGAAGAGGUUAAAGUCAAUGUUCAAACACCUUCCGUUCUUCUGACCGCAUAGCGCAGUGGAUUAGCGCGUCUGACUUCGGAUGAGAAGGUUGUUUUUUUCCUAUUAUUUUUGGUUUCUGUGAAGACUGGGGAAGACUAGAGGUUGAUUGUGGGGCUUUACACAUUCUGGGUAAAAAUGGCUUCCAUGGAACAACCCUCACCUCUGAAGCGGCGUGAGGCUUCUGCGUCAAGAAAAGAUGAUAAACUUAUCAUAACUCCUUUAGGAGCUGGUAAUGAAGUCGGCCGCUCUUGUGUGUAUAUGUCCUACAAAGGGAAAACUGUGUUGUUUGAUUGUGGAAUUCACCUCGCAUAUUCGGGCAUGGCUGCUUUGCCGUACUUUGAUGAGAUUGAUCCUUCCACAAUUGAUGUCCUCCUCAUUAGUCAUUUUCACUUGGAUCAUGCUGCUUCCCUACCUUACUUUCUUGAGAAGACCACGUUCAAGGGCCGAGUCUUUAUGACUUAUGCAACAAAGGCCAUCUACAAGUUGCUUUUGACGGAUUAUGUGAAAGUGAGCAAAGUUUCAGUUGAAGAUAUGUUGUUUGAUGAGCAGGACAUAAAUGCCUCAAUGGAUAAAAUUGAGGUUAUUGAUUUCCAUCAAACGGUAGAGGUUGAGGGCAUUCGAUUUUGGUGCUAUUCUGCUGGUCAUGUCCUUGGUGCUGCUAUGUUUAUGGUUGAUAUUGCCGGCAUUAGAGUCCUGUACACUGGUGAUUAUUCACGUGAAGAAGACCGGCAUCUUCGUGCUGCUGAGACCCCACAGUUCUCGCCUGAUGUGUGCAUUAUUGAAUCCACGUAUGGUGUACAGCACCAUCAACCCCGGCACAUCAGAGAGAAGCGAUUCACUGAUGUUAUCCAUUCAACCAUCUCUCAAGGGGGUCGUGUCUUAAUUCCUGCUUAUGCACUUGGCCGUGCCCAAGAACUUCUCCUGAUCCUUGAUGAGUAUUGGGCAAGCCAUCCUGAGCUCCAAAAUAUUCCUAUUUAUUAUGCUUCCCCACUUGCAAAAAGAUGUCUAUCUGUAUAUGAGACAUACACCCUUUCCAUGAACGAUAGAAUCCGCAAUGCAAAGUCAAAUCCCUUCAUAUUCAAGUACGUAUCACCACUAAAGAGCAUUGAAAAUUUCAAAGAUGUAGGCCCGUCAGUGGUGAUGGCAAGCCCUGGUGGUCUUCAGAGUGGGCUGUCAAGGCAGCUAUUUGAUAAGUGGUGCUCUGAUAAGAAAAAUGCGUGUGUUAUUCCAGGUUUUGUGGUUGAAGGGACACUAGCUAAAACAAUCAUCAAUGAACCGAAGGAGGUAACUCUUAUGAAUGGACUCAGUGCUCCUCUCAACAUGCAGGUCCAUUACAUUUCAUUCUCUGCUCAUGCAGACUCUGUUCAGACAACUGCAUUUUUGGAAGAGCUGAGGCCUCCUAAUAUAAUCCUUGUUCAUGGAGAAGCUAAUGAGAUGGGGAGGCUCAAACAGAAGCUGAUGACCCAGUUUGCUGAUCGUAACACCAAAAUCCUCACCCCAAAGAAUUGCCAGUCUGUUGAAAUGUAUUUUAACUCACAGAAAAUGGCAAAAGCUAUUGGAAGGCUUGCUGAGAAGACCCCUGAAGUUGGUGAAAGUGUCAGCGGUUUACUGGUAAAAAAAGGCUUUAGUUAUCAAAUAAUGGCUUCUGAUGAUCUUCAUGUCUUCUCACAGCUGUGCACAGCAAAUGUCAGACAACGGAUUACUAUCCCGUUUGCUAGUGGCUUUAUUGUGAUAAAACACCGGCUUAGCCAAAUAUAUGAGAGUGUAGAGUCUUCAGUGGAUGAGGAAUCUGGAGUGCCAACAUUGCGAGUGCAUGAUCAGGUGACGGUGAUGCAGGAUACAGAUAAACACAUUUCACUACAUUGGUCGUCAGAUCCUAUAAGUGACAUGGUGUCAGACUCCAUUGUGGCUCUUAUUUUGAAUAUCAACCGAGAAGUCCCCAAGGUAGUUGUCGAAUCAGAGGACGUAAAAACUGAGGAAGAGAACGGGAAGAAGGUGGAAAAGGUCAUUCAUGCACUUCUUGUAUCACUCUUUGGGGAUGUGAAGCCUGGAGAAAAUGGGAAACUCGUAAUUAGGGUUGAUGGGAAUGUGGCACAGCUUGAUAAACAGAGUGGGGAUGUUGAGAGUGAAAAUGAAGGUCUGAAGGAAAGAGUAAAGGCAGCAUUUCGUCGAAUCCAAAGUGCAGUGAAGCCAAUCCCUCUUUCUGCAACUUAGCUGCAUUGCUUCGAUGUUUACGUUGCUGUAUUUUGAGUUACUUUUGAAUUUUGUAAGCUAACAGAUGAAUACUAAACCCAUGUAUAUAAGUUAUAACAGCUAGACACUUCAAUUCAAAGGAUUGGGAACCCUAGUAUUAUUAAUAAAAAUCUAUAUAGAUAAAGUCAGAAGACCUUGAAAUUGGAACAUUCAAAA
Molecule: messenger RNA, 2683 nt
Organism: Prunus mume (Japanese apricot)
Lineage: Eukaryota; Viridiplantae; Streptophyta; Magnoliopsida; Rosales; Rosaceae
Product: cleavage and polyadenylation specificity factor subunit 3-I-like
Biological process (GO): mRNA 3'-end processing by stem-loop binding and cleavage
Cellular component (GO): mRNA cleavage and polyadenylation specificity factor complex
Molecular function (GO): 5'-3' RNA exonuclease activity; RNA endonuclease activity; RNA binding
Source: RefSeq, a predicted model, not a curated record